Penicillium pulvis is the source of this 612-nucleotide messenger RNA. RefSeq names its product nucleobindin SSP120. Bases 1 to 612 code for a protein of 203 amino acids. NCBI's taxonomy places the organism in Eukaryota, Fungi, Ascomycota, Eurotiomycetes, Eurotiales, Aspergillaceae. The transcript has 2 exons. The record is from RefSeq and is a predicted model, not a curated record. Gene Ontology annotation, cellular component: endoplasmic reticulum-Golgi intermediate compartment; extracellular exosome. Gene Ontology annotation, molecular function: calcium ion binding.
AUGGUUAACCGUUUAAUUUGCCUUGUUGCUGGGGUGAUCGCUCUGGGAAGCGGCCUCGCAAAUGCCCAUGGCUCGCAUUCGAGCGACGAUCAACCUCAGUCCGAUGACUGGGCCACGAGACACAUGAUGGAGGAACAUCAUAUUGAAGGCUUCGAUGCCCCCUCAUUUUUCACGAUGCACGAUUACGACUCAUCCGGCGUAUGGACUACCGACGAAGUACGCCAGACGUAUGGUAUGGACGACGAAUCCAAUGACGGCGUGGGCGAGUCUCGCAAGACCGAAGCUAUCCGUCAAGUCUUCGAACUGUUUGAUCGGGACAACACAGGCUUCAUUUCGAGAGAUGCCUGGUUAAAGGCAGUUGCCGAUGGUGUUCGGCUACCCGACCUCGGCUUCGGACCUGGGCACCAUGGCGAUCUCGAGUACGAGUAUGAGAUUCACCACUUCGAGAAAUUCCACGGCGAGGACGCUACUGAGGAGGAGUUGACCCAUCCGGAGGAUAUUGAGCAUUUCCGCCUGCAUGAUGAGCUGGAGGAUGCUCAAAUGCGCCUCGAUCAGCUGGAACAAAUGCAGGUUGUUGUGGGUAACAUCCCCGCGAAAUUCCGUCGUAAUUAG